Molecule: messenger RNA, 1073 nt
Organism: Chironomus riparius
Lineage: Eukaryota; Metazoa; Arthropoda; Insecta; Diptera; Chironomidae
Source: the annotation of a GenBank genome assembly
UUCAGUGAUAUUUCGGUGGUUCUCGUGUUAAGAACCAAAAGUUUUUAAAGUUUAAAUUACUUUGUCGAUUCAAACAACAAACAAAAAUUAAAAUGAACUAUUUUAAAGUCAUAAUUAUUUUAUAUUCAAUUAAAAUUUCAUCCGGGAUUUUACCACCAACAAUUCCAGUAUGUAGACGGAAUAAUCCAAAUAUGAGUCAAUGUAUUGCAAGUGCAAUUGAAGUAUUAAAGCCACGAUUAGCAUCAGGAGAUGUAGGAGGUGGAUAUACAGUGCCUAAGAUAGACCCGUUGUUUGUUAAUGAAAUUAAUUUUGGUGAAAAUGAUGGAGUUGCAGUUCGUCUAUCCGGUGUAAACAUGCAUGGGAUCUCUGGAUUUAAACUUGAUAAAUUACGUGCUAACAUAAAUGAUCUCAAAUUUGAUAUCCUCAUCACCAUCCCAAAACUUACAACAACUGCCAAGUACGAGAUGGGAUUUAAAUUCCUUGGAAAUAAGUUAAACACAAACGGAGAUUUUUUCAUUACACAUGAAAAUAUGAAAAUUUUAAUUCCAAUCAGAUUGAGGCGUGUCAUUAAAAAUGGAAUUGAAGUCAUCAGAGUUGACCCAAUUGCUGUAAACAUCUUGAAUUUUAAAGUUACUAAAAUCAACUUUUCAAAUUUAUUUGGCGGAAACAAAGCUAUUGAGGAUAUUAUUUAUACAAUUUUGAUAAACAAUUCUGACUUUUCAUCUAAAAAUGUUCGUCCAGCGUUUGAAGGAAAUUUAUCGAAAAUAUUUACUGAUGUUGCUAAUCGAAUUCUUGAUACAACAACAUUUGAUGAGAUGUUUCCAAUAUAAUUGAUUAUUGAAAGGACUUGAAUAUUAUUUGGAACCUAUGACGUCCUAGAUAUAUCUUAACCAUCAUAACAGACGCUUAGCCAGGAGGGUAUUGUUCCCCUUUAAACGUUUUGAAACGCAGCGAGAGAAAGGCUUAAAUCGCUGAAGAGGGGAACAAUACUCUCCUGGCUACUCGUCUGCAUCAUAACAUCCCAAAGGCUCAGUUUAACAUUUAAAACAAGUUAGAAUAAAAUUUUAUAGAAG